AUGUCGUAUCUUCUCUACUCCGUCUCGCUCUUCACCAUCGUUCUCGCCACGGUCCUCUUCUUCACCCGAGCCCACUGGCUCCCCCACGUCCAACAUAUGCGACCCCGGCUCCCAGGCGCAGACUACAUCUACUCGCGGCUUCCGAAUAGUUUCGCGAACGAUAUCGAAGCCGGUCUAUCCAGCAGCACUUUCGAUCUGUCUGGAAAUGUCGAGUCAGGUGACUCUCGCGCAGGUCUCGAUGAUACAGCCAAGAAGGAGGUUCUGGCCAUCAUGAAGAAGAGGAGGAUGAACUUUGACCAGGCGAGAAAGGUCUACAUGGAGAACCGAUUCAAGGCCAACGGUAUUGGCGCUGAUGGACUACCGAGAGAUCCGAAGUUUGUGAGCUUCUCAUAA
This is a messenger RNA of Fusarium sp. VM40, 393 nucleotides long. The record is from the annotation of a GenBank genome assembly. NCBI's taxonomy places the organism in Eukaryota, Fungi, Ascomycota, Sordariomycetes, Hypocreales, Nectriaceae.